CCGCCGCCGUCGCAGCCGCAAGUGUCGCCAUGCCGGUGGACCUGGCCAAGUGGGACGGGCCGCUGAGCCUCGCCGAGGUGGAGCAGAAACCGGCGCACCCGCUGAGGGUCAAGUACGGCUCCGUGGAGAUCGACGAGCUGGGCAAGGUGCUCACGCCCACUCAGGUCCAGCAUCGCCCCACCAGCAUCGAGUGGGACGGCUGCGAUCCCCAGAAGCUUUACACGCUGGUUCUCACAGACCCUGAUGCGCCCAGUCGGAAGGAUCCAAAGUUCAGAGAGUGGCAUCACUUCCUGGUGACCAACAUGAAGGGCAACAACGUGGGCAGCGGGACCGUGAUGUCGGAUUAUGUUGGCUCCGGGCCUCCCAAGGGAACAGGGCUGCACCGCUACGUGUGGCUGGUGUACGAGCAGCCGCAGCAGCUGGCCUGCAGCGAGCCCGUGCUGUCCAACCGCUCCGGGGACAAGCGCGGCAAGUUCAAGGUGGCCGCCUUCCGCAGCAAGUACGGGCUGGGGGCGCCGGUGGCGGGCACCUGCUACCAGGCCGAGUGGGAUGACUACGUGCCCAAGCUCUACGAGCAGCUCUCGGGGAAGUAGGGCCCGGGCUGGGGCUGGGCACGGUGCUGUAGUUCUGUUCUGUUAAUGAGUUGAACCCGUGUCCUGCUCUGACCACUGGCAAUGUCACCAUCCCUGCUCCGUGUCCCUGUGUUCAGGCCUGUGCUGAUGCUCGUGGUAUCCUAGCUAGAGAGCUGCUGAUGGGUGUCCCUGGCUCCAAACUGACCUGCUUAAGGGAAUUAAAAGCCUUUGUGAAUUAGUGUCAAUUCAGGGGGUCUCUGCUGUCUUGGCAUGGCUUGAGGUGGCAGGGGUGUGGGUACACAACCACUUUGGGGUGGGUGCUGGCUGUGGAGACUCCCUUUUCCAGGAGAGGAGAGGGCAGUCAAAGGGAAACUUGCUCCCCUUUUUUUUUUUUCUUUUCCCCCUCCUACGUUUGGCCAGUGCCUCCACAUCACCACUACAGUAGUGAAGGUGCAGCUUGAGGGGGAGGCAGGAGCUGGCCUAGAGCACUUCCUUCUGUUCUCUGCUGCCACUCAAAGCUGAGACCACUUUGUUCUGUUCAGUCCUCAGUUCUCUUCUGUGGUGACCUGCCCUGUGCUCACAGUGCAAUUAAAAACUUCCCAAGG
Molecule: messenger RNA, 1177 nt
Organism: Taeniopygia guttata (zebra finch)
Lineage: Eukaryota; Metazoa; Chordata; Aves; Passeriformes; Estrildidae
Gene: PEBP1
Product: phosphatidylethanolamine binding protein 1
Biological process (GO): negative regulation of MAPK cascade
Source: RefSeq, marked validated